Molecule: messenger RNA, 1305 nt
Organism: Symbiodinium sp. CCMP2592
Lineage: Eukaryota; Dinophyceae; Suessiales; Symbiodiniaceae
Source: the annotation of a GenBank genome assembly
AUGGCGAUAGCUUCUGCGAUACGACUAGCAAGUACUGCUUGCUGUGUGGCAGUCCUGGCCGGAAGUUGGACCUGGCUGGCAACGCUUCCGACGAAUGUGUUGUUUGGGCUGAUGACCAGCAUUGCGACAUUGAUUGCGCUGAGCUUUAUCCCGGACAAUCAGGUCCAGAAGCAGUCGGAGCUGCAUCGAUACCCAGCCACUGAUUCGAACCUCCCUUUACCAGAGUCCAACAUCAGAGAUUCUUACCCAAAGUACAACGAGAAAGACCCAGUGAAAUCCUUCGUGUCGAUCUGUGAAUGUCUGAUUCGUGAGUGCACAGAGUCUCUACCGUCGACGCACGAGCUGCCACAGAUGGAGCAAAAAUGGAUAGUCGAUAUGCUGGAGUACAACGUCAAGGGCGGCAAAAUGAACCGAGGUUUGAUGGUUGUGGAGAGCGGCAAGGUGAUCAUGAAGUCCCAGGGCAGAGAGGUCACGGACGACGAUCUGAAAAAGCUCGCAGUCCUCGGCUGGUGCAUUGAAUGGCUGCAGGCAUGGCUCCUGGUCGCAGAUGACUUCAUGGACAGCUCCGAGACCCGCCGCGGGCAGGUCUGCUGGUACAAAAAGGAUGGUGUCGACGAGAUUGCUAUCAACGAUGCUUUCCUUCUGGAGAUGCUGGUCUACAGAGUGUUGAAGCGACACUUCUGGAUGGAGCCGUACUACAUCGAUUUGGUGGACCUCUUUAUGGAGACAACCUUCCAGACUGAGUGCGGCCAGCUUCUCGACCUUCAGUGCAAAAACCUAGGGCUUGCGGACUUCACCUACAAGCGUUGGGAGCUGAUAGUUAAAUACAAGACUGCGUUCUACUCCUUCUACUUGCCGGUGGCCCUCGGCAUGACAGUAGCUGGCAUCAAGAAUCAGGCAGCCUACGAUGCAGCCAGGGAGCCCUUGCUGCUGAUGGGCGUCUACUUCCAGGCACAGGAUGACUACUUAGAUGCCUUUGCCCCCCCUGAGACCCUCGGCAAGAUUGGCACCGACAUCCAGGACAAGAAGUGUGGCUGGCUUUUCGUGCAGGCAUACCACGAGCUCUGCACAUCUGAGCAGAAGGCCUACCUGGAUGAGCACUACGGGAAGUGUAAGGUUCAAACAGAGGAGGAGAACAAAAUCAAGGCCAUCUAUAGAGAUAUCGGCCUGGAAGAGAAGUACAAGAACUACGAGGCACAGUCUUUCAAAGACAUCAUGGCCUUUCAGACACAGGUGGAAGAAGUAGGUCUGCCUUGGGAGAUCAUUGAGAUCUUCUUGAAGAAAGUCUACAAACGCACCAAGUGA